AGAAUAAACUGAAUGAAGUUAAAAGAAACUAGAAAUAUUUUUUUAAAAAAUCAGAAUUUAAUAUCAGAUUGGACAAUGAGCGGUUGGAUUGGGCUCAUACAAUCUUCAGUCAUGAGAUGCCAUGGAAGCCCAACCCGAAACUCGAGAAGAGCCAGCGAAAAAGAACGACGUCGGUUAACAUCUUCUUCCUGCUCCAGAGAGAGAGAGAGAGAGAGAGAGAGAGAUGGCGGAAGAUUUGGUGUUGGACAGGGCGAUCAGAGACUGGGUACUGAUUCCGUUAUCGGUGGUUAUGGUUUUGAUCGGCGUCCUCCGAUACUUCGUCUCCAAGCUCAUGCGCUCAUCUUCUCACUUACCCGACGCUAAAAUCAUCAAAGAAGGGCAGGUGAUAAUCAGGGCUAGGAAUUUGAGAGCCGCCGCUAAUUUUAUUCCUGCUAAAUCGUUUCGAGCACGACGAUUGUAUUAUAGCAACGAGGAAAAUGGGUUACUUUUUGUUCCUAAAGACCAAGCUCAGAAUGCACAGGCACAAAUGUUUUCGGAUCCUAACAUGGCUAUGGAUAUGAUGAAGAAAAAUCUCUCUAUGAUCAUACCUCAGACUCUUACUUUUGCUUGGGUUAACUUCUUCUUCUCUGGAUUUGUAGCAGCAAAAAUUCCUUUUCCGUUGACCCAGAGGUUCAGGUCAAUGUUACAAAACGGGAUAGAUUUGAGCACAGUUGAUGUCAGUUAUGUCAGUAGUCGUUCAUGGUACUUCCUCAAUCUCUUUGGGUUGAGGGGUUUGUUUAGUCUCAUUCUUGGAGAAGAAAACGCUAUGGAUGACACCCAACGCAUGAUGCAAAUGAGUGGAUUUGGUUUUGACCCCUCAAAGAGUUUGGGUGCUGAAAAAGACAGUCUAGACAUCCUACAGCAUGAAUGGGUGUUGCCUAAAUUCGAGCAGCGAGCUGAAGCUGUCUUGAAGAAACUUUGUGGUUGACUGAGGUUGUUGAUCACUGAAUCCACUUCUUGUACCGUCUGUAAGUCCGUUGAGGCUUUUCGUUUUUGUGUGUCCACUUUAACUUGUUCGUGUUAAAUUUCAAAUAUAGGUAACGAAUGGUAGUUGUUUAUCGAGUAUUAUCGUUUCAAUUGUCACAGUUCUUUCCAGUUUUAUUAACUCUACUUAUCUCGACUCCAGUCGUAGUCUCCAAGUCUCACUUCUUGCCCGUUGCUAAAGUAUAUUUCGUGCUUAUGCUCCCGCACCCCUUCAACGUCACUACUCACUAUGCACUACCUUAAGACUUGUCAAAUUGCCUUUGCACUAUAAGGUAAAUGGG
This is a messenger RNA of Cuscuta campestris, 1304 nucleotides long. The record is from the annotation of a GenBank genome assembly. NCBI's taxonomy places the organism in Eukaryota, Viridiplantae, Streptophyta, Magnoliopsida, Solanales, Convolvulaceae.